Messenger RNA from Alligator mississippiensis (American alligator), 6340 nucleotides. It is a transcript of the gene KLHL23, whose product is annotated as kelch like family member 23. Bases 172 to 1848 code for a protein of 558 amino acids. The record is from RefSeq and is a predicted model, not a curated record. Gene Ontology annotation, molecular function: protein binding. Lineage: Eukaryota; Metazoa; Chordata; Crocodylia; Alligatoridae. The transcript has 3 exons.
GCCUCGGGGGUGGGGGCGAGCGGCCGAGCCACCAAAAUAGGAGCUGCCGCAGCCUGCGGCCGCUUCCAAAGAUGGGCACGGGGCGCUGCCUGCUCCCCGGCCGCCGCUCGUGGGCCGCGGGCACCGGCCUGGCCGCCGCUCGCACGCAGCGGGCUCUGGAGCGGCGCAGCCAUGGCCCUGGCGGGGCCCGAGGGCUACGCCUACACCUUCCGCGACGCCUGCCACGCGGCGGGCGUGCUGGAGGCCUUCGGCGCCUUUUACCUGGACGGCUCCUUCACAGACGUGACGCUGCAGAGCGCGUGCGGGGCGCUCUUCCCGUGCCACCGGGCGGUCUUGGCCGCCGGCAGCGCGUACUUCAAGGCCAUGUUCACAGCCGACAUGACAGAGAAGUCGAAGCAGCAGAUCAGCCUCCCCGGGCUGGGCCGCGCGGCGCUGGAGGCCCUGCUGGACUACGCGUACACGGCCCGGGUCCGCAUCACGGCGGGCAACGUGCAGGGCCUCCUGCGGGCGGCCGACCGGCUCCAGUUCGCGGCGGUGAAGGCCGCCUGCGAGCGGUUCCUGCUCAGGCACCUGGAUGCCGCCAACUGCCUUGGGAUGCACGCCUUCGCGCAGCACCACCGCUGCCCCGAGCUGGAGAAGGAGGCGAGGAGGCUGCUCCUGUCGCGCUUCGAGGAGGUGUGGCAGCAGGAGGAAUUCGUGGACGUGAGCGAGGAGACACUCCGGUUUGUUCUCUCCAGAGACAAUCUCAAUGUCCGGAAAGCAGAGGCGGCCAUAGAGCCCGUCGUUCAGUGGGUAGCGCACGAUGUAGAAGCAAGGAUCGACUGCAUCUAUGAGCUGCUGGGCUGCAUCAAAGUGGAUUUAGAUGAAACAUACCUGAGGUCGGCCUUGAGCCUGCAAAAGAAAUGCCGGCUCAAUGGUGACAAGAUAAGGGCUCUCAUAUACAACGCCUUGAAUCCCAAACCAAAGGACACUUGCAAAAGGCCCACGGCAGUUAUGUAUGUGAUCGGAGGGUACUACUGGCACCCUUUAGCAGAAGUACGUGUCUGGGACCCUAUAACCAAUGCCUGGAUCCAGGGAACAGACAUGCCAGAUCACACGCGGGAGAGCUACGGGGUCACUAGUUUAGGACCCAACAUUUAUGUAACUGGCGGUUAUAGGACGGAGAACAUAGAAGCUCUUGAUACAGUAUGGGUAUAUAACAGUGAAACGGACGAGUGGAGAGAAGGCUGUCCUAUGCUUAAUGCCAGAUAUUAUCACUGUGCAGUUACCCUGGGGGGCUGUGUCUAUGCCCUGGGGGGUUACAGAAAAGGAGCUCCAGUACAAGAAGCAGAAUGUUAUGAUCCACUACAAAAGACAUGGGUUCCCAUUGCAAACAUGAUCAAAGGUGUUGGAAAUGCCACGGCCUGUGUCCUGAAUGAAGUCAUCUAUGUAACUGGAGGCCACUAUGGUUACAGGGGAAGUUGUACCUAUGACAAAAUUCAGAUUUACAAUUCAGGUAGCAAUGAAUGGAGCAUAGUCACCACAAGUCCACAUCCAGAAUAUGGAUUAUGUUCUGCUGCAUUACAAAACAAAAUCUAUCUUGUGGGUGGACAAACGACAAUCACUGACUCCUAUGACCCAGAAAAAAAGGAAUGGAAGCAGAUGGCUCAUACAAUGGAAAGACGGAUGGAAUGUGCUGCAGUUGUUAUGAAUGGGUGCAUCUAUGUAACGGGAGGAUAUUCCUAUUCAAAAGGAACAUAUCUACAGAGCAUUGAGAAAUAUGAUCCUGAAUGUAAUCAAUGGGAAGUAGUGGGCAAUCUGCCUAGUGCCAUGCGUUCACAUGGUUGUGUCUGUGUGUACAAUGUCUAACAGGAUCUGAUUAUUACAUUUCUGUUACAAGAAAGAAGCAUAUAGUCUCCAUACCAGUACACGUUACCUCUCAAACUAUAUAUUUUAAGAUAAGCUAAUGGUUCACAUUCAAGCCUAAAUCUGUAAAUAAACGUUUAUUUAUUUAAAGUGGCUUAGUGUAAUAUAGAUAUAUUGUCAUGCACUUUCAUGUAGGGAAUAAAUUCACUGGUCAUUCUGUAUUGUAAAAGUUUACAAAACCUUCUUAUAAAAUGUAAGAAGUAAUGUAAAAUUACUAAUGUGUAUUAAUUAACCACUAGAGGAAAAUGUAGUCUAGGUUUUGUCACAUUGCUAAUAGGCUUUAAAAUAGAAAGACGUAGCUUUUCUAUGGACUAGGGGGUUUCAAAUGAAAUGAAGGUAGUAAUGGUAAUGUUUAGUGCCACAAGCUGAUUGACUUAAGACAUUAGUUGCCUGUUUUAAAAUCCCUUAGCAAAACAGAGGAAAAAUGUGUCUUAGUGUUCUAGGAAUAGGGCAAUGCUCUACCUCUGUAGAAAGGCACUUAGGGAACAUGAGAGAUGUUACAUUUCUUCUGUAAUAACCCAUCUGAGAGAUUCAGAAAUACAUAUUGUUGAAUCCAGAUAACCCUUUUUGUAAGAAUAGUUCACAUGCAUGUUGUGCGCGGGAGGGAAGGAAGGCUUGCAGAAUUCUAGUAGCUCUCUUGUGACAUAGAUAUUUACAUUACAGCUACAAACCAGAUUUUUAUUUAAAAUAGCUCUUUCAUUACCAAGGUUUUCCAAAAGCCUUAAAUUGCAAAUUAACUGUUGGUAGUGCUGUGAGUGAAGUAAAUGCAGCAACAUUAGGAACUUGGAAAAAAGCUUGGUGUAUUUAGAAUUCAAAGCUGGCCAGGGCACUGGAUUUUAUUAAUUUAUUUUCUGAAAGCAGCAUGGGGGAUCUUUAUAUUGCCUAAGGAGUUAUCUGAAGUGGGCAGAAAGAAAUCCCAUGUUGGAAGGUAGAAUUAUUAUUUCCACAAUGCAGCAAUGCUGUGUCAGCACCAGGGAUAAGGCAGAAUCCAGGCAAGGGGGUUGAAAAGAUAUGAACUACCAAACAAGCCUUCUUCCAAGUGAAAGGUGCCCUGUCAAAUGUCUUAGGGAAUAUAUAUAUAAACAGAGAUUUCUUAAAUCGCAUUUAAUUUAUUAUGGAUUGCUGCUAGAGAGGCACUUCCUUUUUUUUUUUUUUUUAACAGUGUGCUGUUUCGUUGUGUCUACCAUGGGACAUUAAUGUGUAGCUUGUUUUUAAAUAUUACUUGUACAGCAGUUAUGGCAAUGGGCUCCUAAAGUCUUAAGCCCCCCCACUCCCCCCCCACACAUAUCCACCACAUUUUCUUCUAAAAUAGUGUCAUUUGUAUCUGUGCACCUUACAACAAGCAAAAAAACCCAAACCCACUAUCUUUUAGGAAAAAAAAUCUCUUUCUUCAGUCUUCUAAAGCCACUUUCUUACAAAAUGAAGAGUUCCUUCUCUCAGAGCUGUCAGGGAUUUAUUACUGGUAUUUGUAAGACACUUCUCUUUUUUUCUUUCCCCUUUUUGUAUAAUUCUCCCUGCUUGUUGCAUUUGUUACACAAAACUCUUUGAGUUUUGAUUCAAGACUUUGUUGCACAUAUGUUUCUGUUUUGCUGUUUGUGCAUACCUCCUUUAAAAUGUAUACAUCAUGCAUGCAGGGAGGAAAUGGAUACGCUAAAACUGAAGUUGUGCUUAUUCAACAUUCUCAGUGGAGAGGUAGGUAAUGAUCUCAAUAUAGUUUGUUUAUACCAACUAAACUCUAGAGAGACCUGAACAAUGGAAGAGUCUAGUUCUGUGGACUGUGGUCUGUGGACUGUGGUGGCUAGAUGAAUUAGCACAAAGAACAGUGAAGGGCAAAACACAGAAAAAACUUACAGAUGAAAAAAUGUCAUAUCACACUGUCUUCUUUCUUAAAUUACUUUCUUCUCUCCUUUUUUUCAAAAUUAUUCUCUAUAUUUAAAAAAGCAUAUAAAAUGAAGGAGCAAGAUCACAAAAGCAUUAAGACAAUAUGUACGUUUAUAGACUCACAAUGUCAAACAAUAAACUCAAGCAUGUACCUCACUAUAGAACAUGCUUUGGUGUAGUUUCAUAUUAAGGCAGUACUGUGAUUAAAGCACAAGACUAGCAAUCAAAAAUGCUGUUCCUUACUCUGUCACUAAUUUGCUAGCCAGGUGACCCUUGGCAAGUGUGUGAUUUUUACUGAUCUCAAAUUAACCUUCUCUGAAGCAAAUAAAGAUAACUCACUUCAGGUAUUUUGGAAAAGUAUGAGCAAAUCCACUGAACUCAAAGGGAAUUUUGCCAUUUUUAAUAGGAACAGGCCCUAAUUUUUUGUAAUUUUUUUAGGGCUAUAAAGUAUUAUACAUGCACAAAUAGUUAAUAUUAAUGUGCCAGAGCACCUUUGGGGUGCUCGCUAUGUGCCAGGGGCUGCAGUAGGCUGGGGCAGAGCCCAGCAGGGAAGGCAGCCAAGUGAAGUCCCCCCAGAUCUCAUUCUAAGGGGGGAGGUGUGUGGCGGAGCACUUUUGGGGGUGCUCACCAUUUGAGGGCUCACACAGGCUCUGAAAAGAGCCUGCUUUGGAGGAGCAGCAGAGGAAACCUUCCCUGGGUACCAUUUUAAGGGGGAAGGUGUGUGGCAAGGCACUGUUGGUGCCUUCCACUUUAAAACCUAAGCCAAGCAGCCAGCAGGUGCCUGAUUGUGGCAGUCAUUUUGGAUUCAGGGCUGCCUAUAUAAGCAGAGCAUUUUGCUCCUGGCAGAGGAGGCAGUAACAUUACUUAGUUGCAAGUCUUCAUGGAUCAUUCGGGAGGCAAGGGAGGCGCUGUAGGAGAUGGUCAGGAGGUGCCUGGUCCUGGGAAUGACCUAAAACUGCACCCUGCUGGGAGUGGGUGGCCUGGUGGUGCUCUCAGUGGUGCGGGAGACCCCAGGAAAUGCCAGGCCAGUUAUCACCCUGGUGAAAGGUGGGUCGGGGUGCCUUAACUCUAGCCCUCAUCUUUGGGUGGGUUUGUGUAACAUCGGAAGUAGUGGGGGGCCAGGCACGGCUGCGGCCACCUGAGCUCUGUGGGGGGGUGCAAGACCCUGAAGAAAUGUAGUUGGGGCCAGGCAUGGCCAGGGCCACCUGAGCCCACCGGGGAGGGAAGCCCUGUGGCCCCAAGUGAAGGGGACAGAUGAGUAGCCCCAAUGAAGCGGGGGGGGAGAACCAGAGGGCUGAGAGCCUGAUAGAUAUAGAGAGAGCACAAUGGCAUGCUGCUCUGGGGAGGGGGGAGGAAGUGAGAAUCCCCGUGAGACCCUGGAGCACCAGUCAUGGUGAGUUACCCCAGCUCCCACAACUGGGUGAGUGUUUAUACCUAGUAGGGGCCAGAAGGCAGACCCCAGAGAUAGAGUGGGGCUAGAGGCUCAGAUGCCUGAGGCAGAGUACCGUUGACUGAUCAAUGCUCGGGCCAAGACCAGAAGGGUCAAAAGGGCCAGGGGUCCACUGCGAGGGACGCUCAGAGCCAAGGGCCUGGGGUCCUAACUGGCCUGGAGGUGAGGCCAUGGCCUAUGUAGCCAAAGGUCCUGGUGGGGGGGACCAUGCCUGAGAGGAGAAAUAACUUUGGGGAGCUAGGCAGCCCAAAUGAAGGUGGAGUAGGCUGCCUGAAUGGAGGGAUCAAAGAGGGGUCCUGAUUGGAUUAUUCUGGGGCCCAGUGUGGGGUUGGUGAGAUUAACAUUGGUGGAUGCCAUCUGUGAGGCAUGGGCUGCAGUGUAGGGUAGGUACAGAGCUGCAGAUAGCGCCCCCUGGCAUCAGGGCAUGAAUGGGUAGCCUCCCGCCUUAAUUAACAUCUUAAUUAAGAACAAGGCAUGGCAGAUGAGCCAAAUGGGUGGCAUGCCCAAAGGCAAGUGGGGAACCUAGCACUGUGGCUAGGUGGGGAGCCCCACUUUGCCACAACUAAUACUAGGUGGUGCUACUUCCUAUAGUUCAUGUUUGUAACAUGUCAAUCAGAUUUUUUCUGAUUAACUCUUAAAUUAAUAUUGGGCAGAGGCACUAAUAUGAUUUCACUGACAACACAGGGUUUUGCUUCCUAUCAAAGAAGAUGCACAGUUUAUUAAAAUUUAAAGGUUAAUUACAUUUUUAAGCACCCUAUGCAAUAGAUGCAAUGCAUUUUAAUAUUAAUAAAUAGAUUAAUGUGACCAUUUAAUUUAUGAACGAAGUCUAAUUUUACUUAUUUGGGUGUGGAGGAAGCGUUGGUUAUGUGAUCAAAGUUCUUGUUUUAACAUUUUACUUUUUGAAGAGUAAAGAAUUAGAAUGACAUGAUCUAAAAUCAAAGUAGUUAUUAAGUUAGUACUGGUAUGUAUUACUGUAUUUAACUACAGUCUCAUUAAUUUUGAUAAAUGUGACACCCAUGGAUUUGGUAAUAGAGAUGUGUUUAAAACUUUUUUCUAGAAAAUGUAAAAUGUCACACUAUUUAAUAAAUUCAGUUGUAAAAUAAA